AUGUCUCCACUCAGAGGCAUCCUCAAGAAACCGGAACAAAAUGACGAUGAAUGUUUGGCGGAUUCUCUCUACGGCGCUCACCUUCCCCUCGAGCUCCCAAUGAUCCCCGUCAUGCUCCUUCCAGGAGAUACGAAUUUGAACCAUUUUUUCGGCUUGGUUGGAUGGGUUCGAUGCUCGUACGAAAGUCUCGACUAUGAAUCGAGGAAGUCAGUUCCUGAGGUUGUCCGCAAGCGCCUACUAUCAGCGAAAAAUUGGUCUGGAAGACUGCUCAAGAAAAAUGCAGACGAUAUACCUUGCGACACGAGAGAUACUCGGGUGAGAUGGACUGAUGAGGUGGUCUUCAACGAGCGGCCAAGAAGGGAUCGCUCCCGCGCACUCAGUCUCAACGUGGAAAACGUAACCGUUCUUAAAGCCGUCUCGUUGCCUCUUGAAUGUGGCGAAGUUCCUUCUGUCUUGCGCCAAGAAAUCGAUAUCAUCUGCAACACGUCUUCCAAGACUUGCGUGGCAGAAAACGUGUUCAUCAAAAUCGGACUCGACGAGGACACGUACUGGAAUCUCAAAGACAAGCGGGAUAAACUUGAUUCGGAAACCAACAGCGUGGACCAAGAAGCUGAGGAAGAUGAAGACACCGAUGAAGAAGCUGAAGAAAAAGGUCCUUGGGAGGGUACUCCGAUAUGUGAUAGCGACGAUGAGGAUCUUGAGCUACAACCAGAAUAUCCAACCAGCAUUAAUGACUGUGAUAUUUAUGAUGCACAAGAAUAUUCGGAAAGCGAGUGCGACUCUGAUGCUGGCCUUUGGUACUUGGAAAGUUCACCUAGCAGCGAGGUUGACUCUGGCGAUGGUCUUUGGCAACCAGGCGAUCCAGUCAGCGAUGACUCUGAUGAGUAUUCAUCUGAAGAAGACGGCAUCUAUAACGACAUUCCUGUAAACGGAUCGAAAAAAGAGGAGGAACAUCAACUACACCCUGUCGCACCAUAUGAUUAG
Glarea lozoyensis ATCC 20868 is the source of this 984-nucleotide messenger RNA. RefSeq lists its product as uncharacterized. The transcript is spliced from 2 exons. NCBI's taxonomy places the organism in Eukaryota, Fungi, Ascomycota, Leotiomycetes, Helotiales, Helotiaceae. The record is from RefSeq and is a predicted model, not a curated record. The coding region runs from base 1 to 984 and encodes 327 amino acids.